Messenger RNA from Oncorhynchus tshawytscha (Chinook salmon), 8451 nucleotides. RefSeq names its product RNA-binding protein 33. The transcript has 19 exons. Lineage: Eukaryota; Metazoa; Chordata; Actinopteri; Salmoniformes; Salmonidae. Bases 148 to 3879 code for a protein of 1243 amino acids. Gene Ontology annotation, molecular function: RNA binding. The record is from RefSeq and is a predicted model, not a curated record.
CCGCCAUGUUUAUGUUCUGAUUCUCUGCCGAUGGUGGUAAACAACGUUAGCUGUAGCAUUAGCUUUAUUUAAAUACAAAAGUGUAAACAUUUCAAUGUAUUCUGCAAUUAUAUAGAAUUGCACUUACACGGGGAACAUUAUUGCGUCAUGGCGGCCAGCCCCCGAGAUGAUGACUUUGAAGAUUAUGAUAAACCAGGUGCCGAGAGAUCACGCAGGAGGAGAGGCGAAGAUGAUGAUUUAGACAGUGAAUUUGAUGGUGAUUUGCUCGAUGAGGAUUGGCUGACAGCCAAAAAGAAUCCCUCAGAAGUGUCAGAUGAGGAAUUGAACGACGACCUUCUGCAAAGCGAUGACGAAGAUCAAAACAUCGGCCAGGGCGUUAGCCUCAAUGCUACUCUAGGCGAAUUUGACCAGCAGGUGAACCCCGUAGACUACACAGACGACCUAGGAGAUGUAGAGAGGGGCUACCAGCAGGAGGGGGGAGAGUACGUGGAUGAGUACAGCCAGCCCAAUGACAUGGAGAUGCCAGACGGCCAAAUGGAAUACUCAGGAGAACAGGCCGAAGGCGACGGGAUUUACCAGGACGAAGUGUUAGACAUUCAAAUCAAUGAGCCUCUAGACGAUGAAUUUCAAGUGGAUGAUUACUCGGUAAGCUACAGAGAUGGAGAACAACCGGAGCAUCUAGGGGAGCAGGCAGAGCAACAGGAAGCACCGGAGGGGGAAGAAGGGGAAGACUCUCAGCUCGCAGAGGAGGCUGAAAAUGAACCAGAGCCAGAGGAAGAAGUGAAGGAGGAGGAAGACGAGGAUGAGGAGGAAGACGACGAUGGACAGUCCGGUCGGUUGCGUUUCAAAACAGAGCGCAAAGACGUCACGUCUGGCAUUGUGCGGCUGGCAGAUGCAGCAAACAAAAGAAGAAACAUUCCUGAAACAUUAGAGCUCUCUGAAGAGGCCAAAGCAGACCUGAUGGAGUUUGAGGAGAAGGAGCGCCAGAGGAAGCAGGGCCGCUUUGGGGGCCGAGGAGGAAGAGGAGGAGAGAGAGGAGGAUUCAGAGGACGAGGGGGACGGGGGGGGUUCCCCGGAUUCGGGAUGGGAGACUUUGGUGGAGGAAGAGGACGAAUGAAUGACCAGCGGCUCCCAAUGAUGCCACUGCAUAUGGGCAUGCAGCAGUCUUCUGCCAGAAUGCCUCCCCCUCACCACCAAACUCAUCAUCAGCAGCACCAUCGCCAGGGCGGCCCCGGUGGCCCCCGAGGGCCUCUUUUCCAGGAGCACAGUGGGGGCUCGCUGGCCCAGCAGCCCCUGCAACCCCUCAUCCCCCAGCACAUGGCCCACCGUAGCUCUCCCUCCUCACACGGGGCACCAGUCAGGCCCCAGAUGGACCCGCCUCCCCGCAUGAUGAGUCCCCCUCCUUCACACAACCACCCCCACCAGCAACAGCAGCAGCAGCAGCAGCCCAAGAACAUCCACAUCAAUCCCCAUUUCAGGGGCCCAGCGUCCUCCCCUGCACAAGUGCCCUUGAUGCCUCCUGCCCAGAGCCAGCCCAGACCUGCUGCGAGUCCUCAGAGGUUCCCUGGAUCAGGGGACUUCCAGCAGCAGCACAUGCCUGGUAAUUUUGGCCAGAGGCCCCCGCAUCACAUGGAGCCCUGGAGGAACCAGCCCCCCCCCGCCCCCCAGGACAGAGAGCCCUUCUUUAUCGGGGACCCAGGGCGGUUCCCUGGGCAACAGCAGCACAUGUUCGAGCACCAGAACCCUGGCUUACUCAUAAACAGUAACAACCAUCAGAUCCCCAGCCAGGGCCACAUGGCCUUCAACCAGCCAGGCCUAGGAGGGUUCAACCAGCCAGGCCAGGGUCCAGGGGGCCAGCUAGGGCUGUUCCAGAGAGAGCCCCCCAGACCCAACCUGCCUCCCCAGGGCCACCAGGGCAUGGCCAGCCUGACGGGGCUCGGUGGACCCCCCAACACCAGGCCUUUCAUGGGCCACAUUCAGCCUGGGUUUCAGCAGCAGCAGGUGCCCCCCGGGCCCUUCCCCCUGCAGCAGCUCCAGUUUGGGAUGCAGGUACGGAUGAGAGGCUUGAUGCAGCACGGCCCUCCCCACUCGCACCUCCAGCAUCACGACUUGCCUCUCUCCCAUCAACAACAACAACAACAGCAGCAGCACCACAGACAGGACCUGUCUCAGCCGCCCCCCCACCACCACCCACAGCACCAGCUCCACCCCAACGAGCAGCGGCAAGGCCCCAUGAUGCACCACGGCGGUGGGCAGGGCCAGCCCCUCUUUCACCAGAUGCAGCAGCACGGCAGCCCCAGACAGACGCACCCUGGCGGACCCCACCCACAGCAACGGAACGCCCCCAUCAGGCCCCGUAUGAACCCUCCUGCACUGAAAGUCCUUCCCCAGCGCAACAGCAACCUCCGCGAGCUCCCCGUGGCACCUGGCAACCAAAACAUGAACAAUGUCCGCCCCGCCUCGGCGCCCAACGUCAGGCCCGUUGCCAGGGCAAUGCAGGCGGGGGUGCGACCGAGCCUGAACGCUUGGCCGGUCCCCGGCGGUGGCAGAGGGAGAGCCCAGCCUACUGCUGCCAACAAGGCUGCAGCACAGCUACCUGGACCACCUGAAAGAACGGUGGUUCGCAGGGAUUCCACAGGCACUCAGCCAAACAUAGCAGUACAGGAUCCUGAUGAGGACGAAGAGACGCGCCAGUACCGUCUGAAGAUCGAGGAGCAGAAGCGACUCCGGGAGGAGAUCCUGAAGAGGAAGGAGAUGAGGAGGCAGAUGCAAGCCGGCGUUCGCAAGAAGGAGCUUCUGGAACGCAUCAACGGCCAGGGCGACCCACCACAACAACAGCAGCAGAGGCAGUUUCCACCUAAACCCCAACAGCCCCAGCAAGGUUCUAUUGCCUUCCCUCCUAACUGCACUCCACCGACGCCCCCCGCGCUCCGCCAGAACGUGAAGACCCGCCUGCAGAUGACCAAGGGCCCGGGUCAGCAAGCCCCAGCGCCAGGCUGGCAGGGGGGCCAACAGGGGCAGAACACGGGCCCCGGUUCCAACCCUACCCAGCAGGCCCAGCAACAACAUCAGCAGCAGAGGAGGAAUGUUACCCAGCUGAACCCUAUCAGACCAGGGGGACCCACUGCCCUGGGGAACAUGCCCAUGCAGGGAGCCCUGAUGGCAGGUCUGAGUCCAGGCCAGGCCCAGGCUCUGGGGCCUAAGUCAGGGGUGAAGAGAACUGUGAUGCAGCGAGCCAAUAGUGGAGACAGAGCGGGGCCACACAUCCCACAGAAAGUUAGAGUUGUCAAGCUUCUAGGAGGGGGAGUAGAUGUGAGUGGUAUCAGCGCCCCCAUCCAGCAGCAGGCCACCAGGCCAGCCCCCCAUCUCCGCCAGGGCCCAGUGAGGAAGAUAACCUUGGCCAACCCCCCCGGAGGACAGCCCAUACAGGGCCUGGUCACACAGGGGGACAGAGGGGGCCUGGGCAACAGGGUGGUUGUCCCUGGGCGUGGCAGAGCCAGAGGAGCAGCGGGGGCCGGAGGAGCGGGUCAGCUGGGGUGUGGGCGUGGCAGAGCCAGAGGGGCAGCGGUGGCAGGAGGAGCGGGUCAGCUGGGGUGUGGCCGCCUGAUGCCCACCAGACAGAAUCAGCGAGGGGCGGGGACGGGGGACAGCCAGGCCUGCACUGUGUCCAUAGACGGCCUGUCUACAUCCACCACGGACACGCAGCUCCAAAACCUGCUCAACUCCAUCGGCCCCAUCCAGAUGUUCAAAAUGCUGCCCCAUCAGAGGAAAGCUAUUGCCAAAUUUCACAAUCCCCAGCAUGCCCUGAGUUUCCAAGUCAGCUUCAACAGGCAUAUGAUAGAUUUGUCGCACAUUGACGUGUCACUGAUUGACGGCUGAAGCGAGCGGUAGAGGGAGGCGGCGAGCGCCCGGUGCGGGGACGUCGAGUCAGAUGCUUAUUCAACCAUGAGGCCCCCGUGUACAGCUCCUUCAGCUCGAUGUAACCACGUCCCUAUGGAACACUAACCUACACCGUACCCUGAUCCUCCUCACAACAAGCACCCCCAACCGCCUCGCCUGCAGACUGUCUACUGUGGAAAUCCUCAGCACAAAGCAGCAUGUUUUUUUUUCUCAUAGUUGAAUUGCUGUCAAGGGGGGGAGGUUCAAUGCCAGUUUCAUGUGACAAUAUGUUCAUGGUCGCCGAGCUGGUGACGUUCAAACUGUGACAGAAGAAAUGUGAGAUAUGAGAAAAGGUUUGAGUAAAAGGUUUGUGCAUCGGGCACUAACAACAACAAGAGGUAGUGGUUGACACUGAAUAAUGGUUGCUCCCAUCCUCGGCUCAGUUGUGAACACCAUCGAUAUCAACAGUUUGAGAGAAGAGUUUUGGAGAUCUGCCUGUGUAUAGGCUAUUGUUUUACACUGUACCUCAAGAUUUUGCUCAUUUUCUGAACAGGUGUUUUGGAUUCGAGGAAAGCUACUUGAAUAAAGCAGGUGUAGAAGAGGAGUGAGGCUUGCCACUACAUCAUUUUCCUUCUGGCAGUGCCAUUUUCCUCCUAUAGAUGGCAGCAUUUGAUAAUGAUUGUGUACACUAUGGGGUGGCUUUUUGGGUAGGCCCCUUCCUCAAGCGGCAUUUAGUUUCUGGGUAAAUGGCACUGCCUAGUGGAGAACAUGUAGGAACGUGUUAAAGCCAUUAACAGAAAUUCUGGUCAAAUGCAGUUUGAGGGGAUGAUUCAAACGUACACAUGCACCAGGUAAUGGUUCCAAGGUUGUUCGAAUAGAAUCUAGAUUGACUGGCCGUACAAAAUAUAGUAAGAUCUUGUUCCUAACAUUAAGACUGGAUAACGUGGAUAAUAGUGUCUAUACGUUAGGUUUUCUUCUGCACUUUAAAGUUAAAUGACGUUCACUGGUAAAGACUGGUUUCAUUUUCCUUCUCACUCUGAAGAGUCCAUUUUGGCCGGUAACCUUACUUGAUCAUUGAGAUUUUUAUUUAGUCUUUUAAUUGGUUAAACACGAAUAGGCCCGCCUACAUUGGUGUGAUCUCGAAAUGGGUUUUAGACAUUAUUUUACUUUUCUGAUGCACUCAACUUUAGUUUUGUAUAUAUAUUUUUUUUAGCGUAUUCUGAUUUCAUUGGUACAUGUCAGGUUUAGUGGGUGUGCUCCAGAAUAAAUUAUCGUUACAAGUUCUGUUUUAAAGAUUUUUGAUUGGGAUAAUGGUCCUUUGGGAUAAUGAUUGAAAUGCUGAGUAUGGCCAGUAGGCUAUAAAACUAUGUCAACAAUAUCUUUCACAGAUUGAUUGGAAAAAUAAAGACCUUAUGAAGCUUCCCGAUUUUUGCAGGGUACAUUUUGACAUUGUAGCAGAUUUGUUUGAGUUGCUAUAAAUUCAUAUUUAUCUGUGUUGGAUCACUGAUACAAUGAAUGUUGUUGGCCGAUUUAUAUUCUGAAAACUAUUGAUUUGGCUCAUUUAGGAACAGUUGGAAGCCUGGUUUGGUCUGGUUUGGCAUGACUUUCUGACUAGCUGAUAUUCAUAUAGAGCUUUAAUUUAAUAGUAAACUUAACUUUUGAUUUAAUGGUAAAACAAGGAUACUGGUUUGUUGUUUUUGUGUUUGGCCAGAAUUAAAAAUGUCGUAGCAGUCUUGACCUUCUCAUUGUAGUUUAGCAUUCUGAUAAGAACACCAAGCCGCAAAAGGAAAGAGGACGUUUGAGGUUUUUUUUUUUUUUUUUAACUUUCCAGAACAAAAUUGAUUUACAAACUCUUUCUAUGCUGAGUGAUUAUCUAGAUUAAUGAACACAUACAUGCAUGCAUACAUAACGCACACACAAACACACACACACAGGUCUUUUGAUGUCAUGAGGAUAUUCCCUUCCUUCAGUAGUUAAUUUGAUUUGGUAUUGAUCCAUUUCAGGUUUACGAAAACCUGGUAUCUGGUGCAACAAAGUCCAAUUUACUUCUGAAGACAACGUAUACAUACUCCAGUGUUGCUGGAGGUGUAGUGAAGUUUUUAUUUAGAAAAUAUUGUUGACAUUUCCUUGCUUCCGAAAGUGGCAAACCUCGAGUAAUAAGAAAUGAGAAUAGAACAGUCGCAGUGUAAUUGCGUUAUUUUGUAUGUUUUUGUUCAAGUCGUUCAGAGCAAUACAUUUUCUGCUUCGGAAAGGUGUGGGGGCAACCAUUAUCAGUGUAUUAGUAAUGUACAUAACACCAAACAAGUAGAACUUUCACCGAAUGUUUAUCGCUGUUUUGAGUUCUCGUUAUGUGCUUUGUUGUAUCAAGUUCACUUUUUAUAUAUAUAUAUCUAUAUAAAAAAAAACCUGAUGUGUCCAGACUUGAAUUAUUCUACUAGUGUUUCGUUUGUGUGUUGAACCAAAACUGAAGAGACCCUGGACCCCGUUUCUGUUCGUAGAUAUUUGAAGACUUUUUUUUAAGGGGAAAUAAAUAAAAUAUGGCCUAUAUAUAUACCAUGAAGAUAUGGGUAUGUGAAGCCGAUUUAACUUCUCCAGCCCACAACUUUGUCUGUGUGUCUAAUGUCUAUGUGUCUUGUGCUUUACGAUUGAAGCUCAGUUCUGAUGCAAGCUGUCAUUCAUUUUGAUCUAAUAUUUUUUCUCAAGGUAUUGUUUAGUUUUUAUCCCCCUGGUAUUGUUUCAUGCGUUGACUCCCCUCCCUGUGCUGUGUUUUACCAAAUCCUUUAACAAUUGCCCGUUGCGCAAUGAACCUUGGGAUCUAGGUGUAUCAGUAAGAUGAGGUACUUUUUAACGUAGGCUACAUAUUUCCAUUACAUACCAAUUUGGUACAAAAAUAUGCCAUUAUUUGUGGCAAGGAAUCUAUUGUAGUCAAUUAUUUGAGUAUACUUAUUCAUAGUAUAUAUUGAAUUACCCUCAUCCCUCCAACACUCAGCACUGAUAAUUUACAACGUAUUUUAAAUGCCGAUAGUAUUAACUGUAAGUCCAAAUCUUGUGGUUUUCUGCAAGACGUAGAAGGGUACACGAUGCUGAGUACAAUUUUUAAGUGGUUUUGUUUUGUCGCUGUUCCCCUUUCGUGGUUUCACGUUGACUCAACUGACCUAGUUUUGUUUUGUUCCUUUUGUUUGCUUUUUCUAACUGUAUUGAAUUUUUAAUUCUGAAUCCUAUGGAUUUUUUAAAAAAAUUAAAAGUAUCGGCUAUGCCAUUUAAGUCACAUUAGUAUACGACAUAAGUUAUGUCUGGUAACGGAGAACAGGUUCAUAUUGGACCUAUUUGUACCUUCUUUCUAAGGUUUUUAUUGCCAAUGUACUUGCAUGAACUUCAUGGUGAACGUAAUGAUUUUUAUGUCAUCAGGUUUGGAGCACUCCUCUAACGGUUUUAAUGUUGAUGAUUUUUUUAUUUUUAAAACUGCACUAAUUUAGAUUUUAAACGAGAUGUUACAUAGUGUCUUAGUGAUUGACUGAUCUGCUCAUAUUGUCUUGUUGUUUUUGCUAUUGGUUAUUUUUAAUUUUUUAAAUGUCGAUGGUUUUCGCCCUGGAACAUCCAGUGAACUGCUAUGCUGCUUUACAAUGUUACCACGGCCAAAACAAGACAGUUGGGGACGAAGUUAAAUCUGGAGUUUAAAAGAUCUCGGAACGACUAACAUUUUGUUAUUCUUCUCAGGUGUUUUGGAUGGGAUCCAGAAAGCGCUUUGUGUUUUGCAGAACCACGGCUGAGUAACCACUCCUUCUCUCCGUUAUAGGUUGGAUCCCGCCCACUGACACCUUGCGUCAAUGCUAACACUAUUUGUUUGAUUUGCAGGUCCUGUGAGAACACAAUUGACACAUUUUUCCUCAUCUUGAUAAUUCUGUCAAUUUUGCAGCAUGGUUUUGGACCUCAAACACCCGUGGCCAGACUUCUCCUUAUUCCAACCUUUUUUCCUGUAACCCCCCACCUCCAAGGUUGGCGCUGACUCAGUUGAGGUGUGUUGUUAUUGUGGUGGUUGUUGCUGCUCUUAACCCUCUGUAUCAAGCAGGGGCCUUGCCUGGAUUACCUUUGUUUGUUAGCCCAAUGGAUGGAGGUUAACAUCUCUGUGACGACACCCGGGGGUCACAGAUCAGACACACUUAAAGCCACUCGCUUCCACUCCACCCAACUCAUGCCAGCUAUGCUUGGCAUUCAAAUGUUUGGUUGGAUCGUGGAAAAGGUACUACACUGAUUUUCUUGUGCGGUGUGCUAUUGUCAAGCACUGAAAAAAACGGACUUGAAUCGUUGAAAAAAAUACCAAAAUGUAUGUUUCACAUUUGUGUUGGAAGACAUGUUAAUCCGUCAAGAUUGUACAACCCCAAAGUUUGUGAUGCAAUGUUGUUGUUUAAGAACUUCAGUGUUUGUCCGUGAAAUGUUUGCCUGUGAUGCGUUUGGACACUGAACAUUGACGCAACACGUUGAACAGUUAAAUGAUUUUUACAAAAUAUACAAGCUACAAUGUACUUGGUUGAAUAGUUAAGUGGUUCUUACCUAAAUAAACACUUAAAUGUA